UCGUCGACCCAUCGCACCGAGUGACGGAGCGCCGUCAUGAAUAUACCGGCUUAGUCUAUUCAAUUCUGUUCCACUAAUGUGUGGCAAUGACCACUGUUUAAUGGGUCCUGCUACUAUUUGCUACUAGUGACAGCAGAUGUGAGGCUGUGCGGCCGCUAGAGAAAAGCAAAAACAGUACAGUGUGAUUUUUCAUCGUUUAUCAGUCCGUAUCUCCGCAGAUUCUGUGUAUAUUCGCACGCAUAUGUGUACAUACGUGCCUGUAUAUAUAUUAGAUGAACUUAUCAAGCUACACUGGACUGGAUGCUAUAAUAUAUGAACUAGAACAAACCAAGCAACAAGUACCGUACGCGUUUGUGGCAACUGAUCGACAUUCGCCUGACAGCAACGAACAGCCCCCGGUGUUGGCAGCCAGCCGUAUUGAAUACUAGUUGUCCCGUCAAGGGGCUCGGUAUAAGAACUACACACUAAAAACGUUGCGCCAUUGCGAAAGUACUGAUUGCCGGUCGCUCUGUGGGCGGUUAAUUAUAGUUAUUAAUAUUGUUAGUACAACAAUUGUUACUAUCGCCGCAUGAUCUACCUUUAUGAAAAUACCAUGCGUCUUUAUGGUAGUUUGCUGAUGAGUUUGAAAAUGUCGUUACAACAAUCGUGAAGCAGAAUGAAAAAAAGAACGUUACGGGAAAAACUGCUAACGUUUUAAAUGUCUGUGCUGCGUUCACUCCUAUAACAAUUGUCGCUGGCAUCGCCAUUGGUUUUGCCGUUGCGCGUUGUUAGUUCGUAGAGUUGAAUCAUCCUGGUCCAAUAACAGGACUUUACUGUUCCUGCAGUUGUUCAUGUUGAUACUGGUAGACGACGUUGGCCACCGUUGCACAUUGUCGUGUACUGCCAGAUUUUUUUUUAUUAUUAUCAUUGUCGUCCGUUGUUUAAAAGGAGCAUUGGCGAACGUUAAGCGUUCAAUAAAUAGCAGUGCGAGAUAGCCAGUUAACUCUCGUAAAUUUACAAGAACCGACCUGUCGUUGCCGUUCCGUGCGUAUUUUGUAUGUAAGCUACCAUAGCGGCAGAUCGUACUGUAAAAGUGAAUAAGAUUACUGAACUGACUAUAUGGUUCAUUCAAGCACAUACAAAUUGAGAAUUACUGACAAGCUACAGCAGUUCUUUGUUUUUUCGGUAAUCACAAUUACACGUAAAUACGUACACGGUUGCAAAUCACAACCAGAAACAGUUUAACAGGAGGCUUAAUAGAACACAACAGUUUACCUACAAUCUAUCCAAGCAAAGCUGUCAGACAAUGGUAAAUAACAGCACCUCCGCUAGUGUCUUUUCUCACUGUACGCAUAUAUAUUAAUUGAUUCUGUGAGCCAACAGAACACUAUAGCGGUUUGGUAAAUUGCAUGAUUCAGAAGGACAGCUGUUCUGGCUAUCUACUUCAUUGGACUUAUCUGUGGGCGUUCGUUAAUGCCGGUCGAGAAUGUUCCUUCGACGAGGAGCGCCUCUUCUGCGCGUCUCUGCUUGGAAGAGGCCGUAGUCACAACAGGAGGAUGCUACGACUAACCUUUUUUUUUUAAGUAUUUAAAUCAACAGCAAUGUCAAUGAGGCGAAGUGGAAAUUAAAUGGACUACUUUAAACGCUUGACGGCGACUCAACAGAUGGCGAGUGCUCAACUUCAGGGGCCAAUAAGGUGUGAGGGAGGCAAAACUACAUACACAGACAAUCAUUUUUACUCUCGUUGUACGCUCAUGCAGUCGUUUGAAGGGAAUUCGAAGGAAAGUCGCUAGAAUUUCAAAUACUGAAAACACUCGAAUUACGAGCGUUAUUAAUGGCGCUUUUGCUGCAAGAUAACGGAGAUUACAGCGCCCUCUAUUGAUGUAAUGGUCUGAACAAGCGGUGCAUUUCUAUGACGAGAGUGUGUCAAGUGCUUACGCAAAAACUUCAUAAGCAAUUUUAGCUCACGCGAAAAAACCUAACCACAAUAUAAAGUUGUAUCAUUUCUGUACUAGUAGCCGUAUUUGGACCCUUAAGAUUUGCAUUUGCGAAGAUGGCCACUGCUAGUGGGUGUGAUGACUACUGCUCUACUUGGAUCAUCAAUGUAGUGUUGUAGCUAAUUGCCUGCCAGCACAAAUCCUUUCUAGGCAGUUAGCGCAAACAAGACAGGUUAAACUUCCCAACUAACUGUUCAAUCAGAACAUAUAAAAAUAAGUGCAUAAUACAAUUAGUUGCUUGUUUAAAGCGGACAUGUUCCGUCGUAACAAAAUGUGGGUAAACGAAUCUUUUCCUCACUACUGCAACUAUCGCUAUAGCUGUAAGCCUACUCUUACAUUUGGCACUUUUUAUUAGAAAAUAUCGCCAUCGCAUGCCAUAUUCUUGACAUAUUGGCUUCCGCAGGGGUGCUGCAAGCUUCUUACUCCUUCGCUUAUCUAGUGGUGAACGGGGCUCAGCGGCAGACCCAGCAACCCGCCUACUAGCAUUUCAACCAGGAAGCGAACAUAGUGAAGGUAACGAAACAGGUCACGAGGACCGUGUAGCAUGCCGCGAGACAAAUAUAGAGCCAAAUAAACUAUGCCCUUCCCCCCACCUGGCUCAUCGCCCCCGACGGGCUACCCUCCGACCGCCCUUACCCUUUUAUCCGUUGGACCGCAAGUGUUUCCAUGUGUCAUUCUGGUCACUACCACUACACUGGUUCUUGUUAUUGCCCAGUGCUAACAACCCAUCCCACAGCAUCCAGAAGCGGUGUGUCUAUCCAUCGCCUAGCGGAUCCGUUGCUACCACUGUGAAACCAGCAAGCGGAGUGGUGGAACUAACGCCCCAACAUCAAGUGGAGCACCAGUUAUCGUGCGGAAUUCGUGGAUAAACGAAAGGCGAUAGAAAUCGCUCAUGGUGUAUAUUCGUUCUGGUUCGGUUCGCUCCUGUUGACGACCUCAGCAUAGCCGGCAGCGGCGGCCGCCUGCGCCGACGACGCUAACGCUGGGUAAACGGGCGGAAGGUAAGGCGAUGGCUUGCAAUUGACACUCACUGUCAGCGGCAACGCAACCCGAUAGAAGCAAGGCACAAACAACGGAACACUCCUGAGGGCUCAGUCGUCUACUCAACUGGAGGAAUUGUUGCGGCUGAUGAUUGGGCCGUUCAUUACUCGCUAAAUUGGAGUUGCUGGCAGAAGACAUUACCGCUGGAUCAGUUGCUACUAUCGUGUGAUCUGAGAUUCAAGAUUAUUAAAGAAAGGGUAAAAAAAGUGAGAUAGUGGAUACGUCGUAGUCGAUCUUUUUGGCUCGCUUCUAUCGGCGCGUGAAUAUAGAGAAGAUGUUCGAACUUGGUGCGAGGACAGCGGGUCCUUAUCAUGAAAAGAUGGCAGACUUUCAAUCAGUCGCUCAGCCAGCGACAGCCAAUGUGCAUCAACUGUAUGUGAACUGUGAGAGGACGAAGUGAAGUUCACGAAUCCUUCGCGACAUCGGCGUCCUUUCAUCCACCUCGUGCUUUCAUCGUUGGAGAGACGUUCACGCCUCUUUCGUCUUCUCCAUCUCCACCAUCACCAGCAACCUUUGCCAACGCAGAUUCGUCUAUCUAUUGUGCUUUUGACGUGCGUAUAGAUUAUCACCUGUCGAUGUUCGUCUGCGUGUCUACAGGAGGACCCACCUACCAUUAUUACCUUCUUUUGGCACUGUCUCGAUCGCCCGUAUUUGUAACGGCCGUAUUUGGUUAGAAUAGCACCUGGAUAGUGCUAGCAGACGCGUCGCGAUCGUACGAGUGGCUAGAAAACAUAGUUUCCUACGACGAUAAUUGCUUGCAACUGUCGGACGCUGUAGUGCAUUUCUCGACUGGUUACACAGCUCCUGUUAACCGCCUGCGCCAGCCACGUUCUACAGUAGAGCGCUAAACUGUUGUUAAUUUGGCGUCGACGUCGCUGGCCUCUCGACGUCUAUAGUGAACAGUAUAUAGAACAGUCAUUCACAGAAGAAACCAGGACGGAUUCUGCAGGAGGGUACGUCAAAAUAGAGGGCGAGACAUAGAACGAUCGAGAGGAAAGGUGAGAUAUUUACGUCGUACAUUAUCUACGAUACGAUCUACAGUAGAGAUUCUACCUUGUUUCUACAGUGAACGUACGGUGUGCAAUCGCGUGUGGAUAUAAACAAAAUAGCGCAAGUCUAACGUGUGUGUGAGGGAGACGACGAAAAAGUAAAAGAAAAGCAGAUUUUGCAAGCCACUGAUCAUCACGAUCAUCAGCAUCAUCUCCGCCAAUAAAAAAGCCGUUAUCGUACGCCAGCCUUCAGUGAUACCGUAUGUAAUGCGCGGUUCGGGUGACAGUGCAAGGAAAUAUCGUGGAAGGAGACGCUAAUAAAAAUCGGCUACAAUUGUUAUUAUUAUUAGUAUUAGCCGGCCAAUCAGUUCGAGUAUAUCAGUAUCAAAAUAUAUCCACGUAUCCCUUUGUUUCAUGUAGUGUAAACGCGGCGAAUCAUAGAAAACCUCAGUGAAAAUGAAUCGACACGACGUUCCUCCCGAGCUGACGAACCUGCUCAUGGAGUUUACGGUAUCAGUGCUCGUCGAAAGGCCGGACGAUAUCCUCUCGUAUGCCGCACGAUACUUCACUAAUCUCCACGAGCAGCGUACGGCAAUGUCAGUUUCGAACAAUGGUGGGGGCGGCCCAGGCGGCGAAGGCGGCGCUUCCGUCGACAACGACGAAGCCAUCUACAGCGAUGAAGACGAACCCGAACCCCCGCCGCCCACGAGGUACAAUCGAAGGAAGAGUGUCUUCGCUGAACACUACGAUCCCGCCGAAGAUGAGGACGACGAUGGACACAGGAUUGUUCAUCCUAAAUCGGACGAACAGCGUGAGGUGCUAGCAAAAGCCGUCAAGAAUAUACUUCUGUUCCGCUCACUUGAUGCCUCUCAGAUGCAGGAGGUGCUUGAUGCCAUGUUCGAACGGAAGGUUGGUCCGAAUGACAUUGUCAUCCAGCAAGGUGAUGAUGGUGACAACUUUUACGUUAUACAGAGCGGCUUGUACAACAUCUUCGUGAAAAAUUCGUUGACAGGUGAGAACGUCAAUGUUGGAAAAUAUGAUAACCAUGGCUCGUUCGGCGAGCUAUCGUUGUUAUACAAUCAGCCUAGGGCGGCGACGAUCCAAGCGACAACGGAGGGGUCUCUCUGGGCUAUGAACCGUCAAACAUUUCGUCGAAUCGUGUUGAAAAGUGCCCAUAAAAAACGUAUCGAGUACGAGAAGUUGUUGGAAUCUGUUCCGAUGCUGAGUUCGCUUAACGCCUAUGAACGUAUGAAUUUAUGUGACGCCCUCAUGCCAAAAGACUUCCACGACGACGAAUGUAUAAUCAAGCAGGGCGAUGUAUCAGACGGUAUGUACUUUCUCGAAGAUGGGACAGUUCGAUGCUGUUUCCGCUCUGACGGAGGCGAACAAGAGGUCUCCCGAAUGACGAAGGGCAGCUACUUUGGCGAAUUGGGUCUCAUCACUCACAAACCCCGCGCAGUUUCCGUCUACGCCGUUGGUGACGUGAGAGUUGCCUUCCUUGACGUCGAGGCCUUUGAGCGUCUGCUAGGCAAUUGCGUUGAGAUCAUGAAGCGCAACAUCACCCACUACGAAGAGCAGCUCGUACGAAUCUUCGGCUCGACCCAGAUAUCCGACUUACGAUAGACUGAUGAAACGACUCACGUCCAUUGAGCUUGGCUUCAUACCUCGCAAUUAUGGUGGGCCGCAGUCAAACAGCUCUUUCGAUAUCUUCGCCCUGUUCUGCCUCCAACCGGCGGCAAUCACAACAUUCAAGAAAGCGAUAAAUAUCAGUAGAGAGGAAAAACAGCGUCUGUACUUUGUGCGAUAAUUACAACAGUUUCAAUAUAUCUGUUGGCUGUAUGCCAAUAGUCUGUCGAAAUUUUGCGGCGCCGGUUGGCAAAAAACUAAGAAGAGAAGCUAUUUUAUCGUACAAGGUACACCGUGCUAUACGAGCUUGUCGACAGUCGAAUAUCACUACAGGCUUUGUGGGUCUUUUAAGAGCAUGUCAAGUCAACGUUACCAACUACGGGCAUCUGAAACGGCGACCCUGGCAGAAAUGCGAAAGUGUACGCACGUUCGGUGUCAAUCAGUACCCGAUAAAAGACACUCCGUGUAAUUAUCACAGAUAUCAUCUUUUCAGUGUCAAGUCUUGUAACUAAAACAGAUGGAACUGUAUGACAUUGCGUUGGCAUAAAGAGAAUGAGGCAAAAAAGGCCAAAAAUUAUUCGUGGACAGAUGACACUAUACAAUAUAUCAUUAACAGCGGCAAGAACAGCGAAGACGCUGACGACGGACGCAUGAAUGAUGAAGUAGAUUGAAUAAUAAUAGUACUGCUAUACACUGACAAUUAUACAGGUCCGACAAUGCACAGUACGGAAAUGAUUAUAGGUGACGUUGGUAUCUGUGACGACUUUGUCGCUCAUCUUUAAUGCUGCCCCCGGACCUGGAACACUGACCAUAUGAUAUGUAUGAAAAAUAUAGAUAUUUAGUCUAGAUAUUUGUCAAUGUAGAAUGAAUGAUUUCGAAAAAAAAAAAAAAAAAAACACUACACUACGCCCGGUCACGCUGUCCGCUUCGGUCUGAGUUGACUUAUACCGUUUGUAGUCGCACCAAAUCUUAACAGAGCAAAAAUAUUUCUAACGAUUGUAACUGUCAGUACUACAAAACGGAAGUGGUAAAACAAGAAAAAAAAAAAGUAUAAAUCAUUAAUUCCGCCUGUUGACGCGCGACCAGACAAUGGCAUGGAUUUCAUAUGUAUUCUUUUGUAAUUAUUCGGGCGCUACCUCGUCUUACAUUAUACAUGGGCCGGUGGAGUCGAUCACAAAUCAUGAUUCACCGUUAUGAUAGAACGCCGGCGUACAUACUACAAGCAGUUGUUUGGCACUGGGAUACAACAAAAAAACAGAAGAGAGUUCUCUGGUAAUAAAGCAGGUGAUUUAGCGAAUGAAAUUCGUCAGCUCGGACCGAAGCAAAGGGUAAACAAUGAUCGUAGAAGCAGACGCUCUAACGAGGUCGGCAAUGAUUAUACGUGCAGCGGAUUUAUUUUGGGUUUAAUUGUACUGAGAAUUGAAACACAACUUCUACGAAUGUCACGAUAAUUAUUAUUAGUUGAUAAGCGAACUGAUAUAUGGAGCAGGAAAUAGGGAAACCGUAAUAAAACCGACUCCAAAAUUACAAAUAGAAGGACAGCUGGAAGUAGAACUGAGAUAAAUGCUAAGCCGAAGGUUUCGAGCACCGGACAACUAGGACAUAUACUGAAGAUGAAUGCAGAGCGCAAAAAGAAAACAAAGAGGAGUGGAGACAAUGAGGACGCAUAUUCGGUAACGUAUGUGAAUAGAGGAAUUGUUUGAAAUCAUACGCAGUGGCAAGCAUAAGGCAAAUUAUUAACUGUGUGAUAUUUACGCAAUCAUUAAAUAUUGAUAAACACAUGCAUAACAAGCAAGAGCAGCAAAUGGAUGAUUGUUUAGCUGUCCGCAUGAAAAAAAAAUUACUGAAAAUACAUAAGGAAAAGUUGAUAAUAAUAAGUAUAUUGACUGCAACAACAAUGAUAAGAACGCUAUCAACAAUAACAUUAAUAGUAAAUAUGUGUGUCCGUAUGUUUGUUUAUGUUGUGCGUCUCCAGAUAUGUUUGAAUCUAAACAGCGUACAAAGGCCCGUAUGUAUGUAAUAACACCAAACACGCCUGCCACCACCAUUAAUAAAGUGGUGUGUAGCGGUAAUGAAGAAUAAUAACAAUAAUAUUAAUAACAACAAUAAUAAUAAUAACUAUUAUAGUAAUAAAAAAGGUAAAUGUGUGAAUUCUUGGCGGUUGAUAUGGAUCAGAACAGACCCAACGGUAGAGGCAGCAAACGCAUUCAAGGGCACAUAACAACAAUAAUAACAACAACAACAGCAAAAUGACAAACUGCAGAAGGGUGUGGAACAACCAAGCGGACAUAAGUGAUCUACAGUAGAGAAUUUUAUGGCUUGCCACAAAGUUCAUUUUCUUAAUAGCAGAAAAAUCGACAGUUGAAUUGAGGAGGGUAUAGGCAGAAACGAAAAAGCAGCGCUUAAGAAUCUGCUGAAACUUCAAAAAUCAAAUAGAUGUUGUCGAUCGAGAUGAAAAACUAGGGGCCGGACUCAGAAAAGCAAACAGGUUAUAUAGGCAUAGAAAC
Messenger RNA from Varroa destructor (honeybee mite), 8139 nucleotides. RefSeq names its product cAMP-dependent protein kinase type II regulatory subunit-like. The record is from RefSeq and is a predicted model, not a curated record. NCBI's taxonomy places the organism in Eukaryota, Metazoa, Arthropoda, Arachnida, Mesostigmata, Varroidae. Gene Ontology annotation, cellular component: cAMP-dependent protein kinase complex; cytosol. Gene Ontology annotation, molecular function: cAMP-dependent protein kinase inhibitor activity; cAMP binding; protein kinase A catalytic subunit binding. Gene Ontology annotation, biological process: negative regulation of cAMP-dependent protein kinase activity.